UUUUUACCAGUAUGUGAACAGAAGGUUAACUGUAAACUCCCGGAUUGUUUUUGCAGCACAUUCAAGCAUCCUCUUGACCCAGAGGAAAUUCCCCAAAUUGUUUACUUUGGAUUCGACGAUGGUGCGAAGGUUGCAGACGAAGCUUACUACAACAGAUUAUUUGGAGAAGACCGUAAAAAUCCUAAUGGUUGUCCGAUAAGUAUGACACUGUAUGCUUCUGGGGACAACACGGAUUAUACCGAACUGAAUCACUAUUCUGACAGAGGGUUUGAGAUUGCGAUUCACAGUAUAAGUCAUACUGUUAUUGACACUGGUGAGAAGAUCCAGAUAGAAGCUCUUGGACAAAGAGAGAACAUCAUCAACUUUUCAAAUAUAACAAAAGACAAGAUCCAUGGAUGGCGGAGUCCCUACCUACAGACAGCAGGUGAUGUGCAGAUAGAGGUGUUACAAAAUAACAACUUUACCUAUGACGUGUCUUUCCCUUAUACAAGAAAAAAAAUGACAGAUUUAAAUCCAUGGCCUUUUACAUUGGAUUAUGGAUGGACAUUGCCUUGUGAAAUACAACCGUGUCCGACCGAGAAACAUCCGGGCUUUUGGGCAGUACCUGUGAACGCCAUGAGAGAUUAUGGUGACUGGGGAGCUUGUGGGUUCCUGGAUUCCUGUGUAAAUAAACCACUAACUGUAAAUCAAACAUAUACAUACAUAAUGGAUAAUUUCCGUAGUCAUUACCAUGGCAAUAGAGCUCCAUUUGGUAUUCACAUGCACGCGACAUGGUUCACAAAGCCCGAACACAUAGAGGCGAUGGACCGUGCAAUUCAGGAUUUUCUAGGGUACGAUGAUGUUUUUAUUGUAAAUAUCAACCAAACAGUUGAGUGGAUGAAAAGACCAACAGAGCUGAAGUUUAUAAACCGUUUCAAAGCCUGGUCUUGUUCUCCACAAGCUGACAGUAUUAUAACCUUCCGCUUUAUACUCAUAUUCAUACUGGUUGUUUGUGGGGUUGGGUUUUACGUUAAAUUGAUGUCUUCAGUUUUUGGUUGA
This is a messenger RNA of Ylistrum balloti, 1038 nucleotides long. Its product is annotated as chitin deacetylase 8-like. Bases 202 to 1038 code for a protein of 278 amino acids. Lineage: Eukaryota; Metazoa; Mollusca; Bivalvia; Pectinida; Pectinidae. The transcript has a single exon. Gene Ontology annotation, biological process: carbohydrate metabolic process. The record is from RefSeq and is a predicted model, not a curated record.